GUGGUGUCUAAACUGCCUUUUUCUCUUUGCAGUGAGGUCUAAAUAUAGAUUAUGUGUUGUCCUGAUUAGUUUAGCACAGUCACAUUAUCAAUGCAGGGGACAAGUGAUGCAAGGCAGACCAUGGAAAGCCACGAUGAAUUACAUGGAGGGGUUAUAAGGCAGAGAGGGAAUGCUAUGGGUAAAAAUAUACAAGAACAAAAUAGUGGAUCAAAUGAAACAACACCAGAACCAAACAAGGAGCCUUCCCCACCCAGCAGCAAAGGAUCUUCUGUGGUUCUUAUAUUGUUGUUGCUAAUGGUUGGAAUCACUUGGGGAAUUGCUGCCACCGCGUACUUUGGCGUUGUGGAUUAUAAAGUAUUAGUUGCACGUAGUUCUUCCAUAUCAACCAGUGACAUGGCAUCUUGUGUGUCACUAAUUUACCCAACAAACUACCCAUUUGUGCGACGACCUCUUAAAACCUUUGGAAAUCUUCUGAUAAACAUUGAUGAAUCUAUUUACAAUCUUUUCAUCGCAAAAGAGCAAGCAAGUUACAUUGACAAGAGAAGAAGUGUGGCCAUGGUCACCCCUUAUAACAAGAUAACAUUCAGUAUCAAGGAUACGGAAAAAGUAGUCACUGAAAGAAGGGAACCCCCUGUUAUGAUCCCAGAUAACAAACCAAGCAAAGACGCCGAGACCACCAAUGAAAAUAUGAAGAUAGCCGAUAAAAAUGAAGAAGACGAUACAUUGAAACAAACUGGGGAAAAGGUACGAGGUAUAUAUUAAUAUAAGGUUGUGUAAUUUAAUAUUCAGGCUUGGGUAGUGGGCCAACUACAACGUAAAUCUCAGGUCCCAUGACAUGCCUCACUGUAGGACCUUACCCAUAUAGAAUUGAAUGUGCAUAAACAAU
Molecule: messenger RNA, 886 nt
Organism: Ciona intestinalis (vase tunicate)
Lineage: Eukaryota; Metazoa; Chordata; Ascidiacea; Phlebobranchia; Cionidae
Source: RefSeq, a predicted model, not a curated record